CCCAGUAGCCAUUUUGGUCCCACCUAAAUCAGACUAGCUCCACUUCGGGCCGGAGAUGGGGGAAACUGAGCCCACGGCGAGUCUUUCGGGAACUCAGAGCUAUUGAUUUCUUCUUCUUCUGAAAUAUCGACGAGCGGCGCCGGACAACAUGGCGUAUUGUUAAAAAAAAGAGCGUUUGAAGUGAGGGGGAGAAUUUUUGUUUUUUUCUUCCUUUUUUGUUUUGUUUUUGGUUUUUUUUUUUUGUUGUUUUUGUUAUCGGAAGCGGCGGCGACAGACUGCGCCGCGGCUCGCUGACUUGAACCCGGGCGGACCGUGAUUUGGGGGUUUGAACGCAGGCCAUGUAUGGUAUGUCCUGCGCGAUGUAGAGAUCCAGCGUAGGGUUAUUAUGCUCUUGAUGGUCGGCCCCGAACAGUUAAGGUGCUCGGGGUGGAAAACGGCGUGUCUUGUCCGGGGGAAGCGUCGCUGUCGAUGUUAAGACUGUUCUCGCUGUGCGCUUCGGAGCCACCGGCGAGCAAUAAUCUCACACCCAGCCGCUGUCCGGCCGAAGGGGAGACGGAACCCGGGGAGAAAAUCGAGGUGGCCGUCGGCUGAGGACUAAAAUGUCCACAAAAACUCCCCUGCCUACCGUCAACGAGAAAGGGACGGAAAGCCACACGUCACACAGCAAUGGGCGACAGGAGAUCACCUCACGCUCCGUCCGCUUUGGCGUCUGGUCCCGGAGCUCUGGGGCAGAUGAACCACAGCAGCCCCACAUCGGUAACUACCGGCUGCUCAAGACCAUCGGAAAAGGCAAUUUUGCCAAGGUCAAACUGGCUCGGCACAUCAUCACCGGCAGAGAGGUGGCCAUUAAGAUAAUAGACAAGACCCAGCUGAACCCCAACAGUCUUCAGAAGCUUUUCAGAGAAGUAAGAAUAAUGAAGAUCUUGAAUCAUCCCAAUAUAGUCAAACUGUUUGAGGUGAUAGAGACAGAGCGGACCCUCUACCUGGUGAUGGAAUAUGCUAGUGGAGGAGAGGUCUUUGACUACCUGGUAGCACAUGGAAGAAUGAAGGAAAAAGAGGCCAGGGCUAAAUUUAGACAGAUAGUGUCAGCGGUGCAGUACUGCCAUCAGAAGCACAUAGUUCACAGAGAUCUCAAGGCAGAGAACCUGCUGUUGGAUGCAGACAUGAACAUCAAGAUAGCCGACUUUGGUUUCAGUAAUGAGUUUACGUUGGGCAACAAGCUUGACACGUUCUGCGGCUCCCCGCCCUACGCUGCCCCGGAGCUUUUCCAGGGGAAAAAGUAUGACGGUCCAGAGGUAGACGUCUGGAGCCUGGGGGUCAUACUGUACACACUUGUCAGCGGCUCGCUGCCCUUCGAUGGACAGAACCUCAAGGAGCUGAGGGAGAGGGUGCUAAGAGGAAAGUACCGUAUCCCUUUCUACAUGUCCACAGACUGUGAGAAUCUUCUCAAGCGCUUCUUGGUGCUCAACCCGGCCAAGCGUGGUACUCUCGAGCAAAUCAUGAGGGACCGCUGGAUCAACACAGGGUAUGAUGAAGAUGAGCUGAAGCCUUUUGUUGAGCCAGAGCUGGACAUCACAGACCAGAAGAGAAUAGAUGUGAUGGUGGGAAUGGGCUACAACCUGGAAGAGAUUCAGGAUUCUCUGACCAAGAUGAAGUAUGACGAGGUCACAGCCACCUACCUGCUGCUUGGCAGGAAGGCGUCCGAGCUGGAGACCAGCGAGUCAGCCUCCAGCAGUAAUCUCUCCCUGGCCAAAUCGAGACCCAACAGCGAGCUCAACGGACAGUCGCCGUCCCACCUGAAAGUCCAGAGGAGUGUCUCCUCCAACCAGAAACAGAGACGUUACAGCGAACAAGUCGGCCAGAACGUCCCCACAGGGACGGGCCACCCCAAAAGGAGCCAGACCACUGCGGCAGAAAACAAUGCCAAGGAAGAGGGCGGGGUUCAGCUCCGCAAACCCAGCACCCCGGGCAGCCGCGUCCCACCCCCCUCCAGCCCACUGCUGGGCAACGCCAACAACCCCAACAAGGCAGACAUCCCUGACCGCAAGAAAGGAGCCACUACCGGCCCCAGCAAUACAACGGCGUCAGCUGGCAUGACCAGAAGGAACACGUAUGUCUGCAGUGACAGAAACAACACAGAUCGCCUUUCUGUCAUUCCCAACGGAAAGGAGAACAGCAGCGCCGCCGUGUCCCCGAGUGGCCAGAGGAACCCUGUGGCGUCCACCCACAGCGUUGCCAAUGCCACCACGCCAGACAGACUACGCUUCCCACGAGGCACCGCCAGUCGCAGCACCUUCCACGGGGGCCAGCUGAGGGACCGCCGCACAGCGACCUACAAUGGGCCCCCCGCCUCACCCACCCUGUCCCACGACGCUGCGCCCCUCUCCCAGACCCGCAGCCGUGGAACCAGCAACCUUUUCUCUAAACUCACCUCCAAACUCACCCGCAGAAACAUGUCAUUCAGGUUUACCAAAAGUCGCCAUGUACCUGGGGAUCAAAAGGGGGAAAAUAAAGACAGUAAACCCCGCUCCCUCAGAUUCACUUGGAGUAUGAGGACCACCAGCUCCAUGGAGCCCUGCGACAUCAUGCGGGAGAUUCGCAAGGUGCUCGAUGCCAACAACUGCGACUACGAGCAGCAGGAGAGCUUCCUGCUGCUCUGCGUCCACGGGGAUGGACGUGCCGAGAACCUGGUGCAGUGGGAGAUCGAGGUGUGCAAGCUGCCCCGCCUCUCCCUCAACGGCGUCAGGUUCAAAAGGAUAUCCGGAUCAUCCAUCGCUUUCAAAAACAUUGCUUCCAAAGUUGCCAACGAGUUAAAGUUAUGAACAAAAGGGUCAUAAGAAAAAAAAUAUAUAAUUCUAUAUAUCUAGAAGUAUUUAAGCUGUACAAUCAUCCAAGUAGCAGUUUCCAAAUGUCCUUUUUUUCUAAACAAGAUACAGAGUAUGUAUUGAAUAUUAUGUAUAGAGUAAGGCUUUUUGGCAAUAAUCACUGAAUUACCUACUAAUAUCUCAGUCUGUUAUGGCCGUGUGGGGUCGACAUUAACGAGUUGAAUAUGAUUUUGUCAUGCUGUGAAUGUGGACAAAAGAGCAUUUCUAGUAUUAUUUAUUUCAUCACGUUUUUUUUUUUCUCCUGGGGGAAAAAAAAAAAGAUUAACGUAGCGUUUUGUUUUCAGUGUAAAUAAUGUAUCUUUCAAGACGGCUUCACUGCAAUACACAAUAUUUUUUUUCUUUCUCUUUUUGUAUUUGGUAAAGUAGAGGUAAUGGGAAGUCUGUGUAACCCACACGGUGCGGUUCACUCAUGUCUUCAUUAAAGUGUCUGUCAACUUGA
Lampris incognitus (smalleye Pacific opah) is the source of this 3324-nucleotide messenger RNA. RefSeq names its product MAP/microtubule affinity-regulating kinase 3a (gene mark3a). Gene Ontology annotation, molecular function: ATP binding; protein serine/threonine kinase activity. The transcript has 17 exons. Bases 600 to 2822 code for a protein of 740 amino acids. Gene Ontology annotation, biological process: protein phosphorylation; intracellular signal transduction. The record is from RefSeq and is a predicted model, not a curated record. Gene Ontology annotation, cellular component: cytoplasm; plasma membrane. Lineage: Eukaryota; Metazoa; Chordata; Actinopteri; Lampriformes; Lampridae.